AUGGCUACGGCACCAUCGCCAUUUGCGUCUACGAAAGAGACUACAAACUAUGCAAGGCUAUGCCGCCUCCUGGUGGACGUUGGAUCUCAAGUGCUCCGGUCCACUUUUGACAAAAUACAUCCACCAGCGACUCUACAUAAAGUUUUGGGAAGUACCUCAGUGCAUUACGCUACAUUGCAAUCACUGUACAAAGGGAAGAAGAAAGUGCUUAAUCCCAUGCAAUGGGGAAGGUUGUACCCUACUCACUCACCCGUGUCUUCUGCAGCCUUCGAUAUCACACUUCUAACGGUGCUUCUUAGAAAUAUCUGUGGUUUGGGCCCUCCUGCCAACGGAUGGGAUCGUCUUCCCCUAGCUACAGACAUAAGCAUCGCAGAUGAUAUCGCCAGAGUGAAGUAUUACAGAAACACUGUAUGCGGCCAUGCAUCUCAAGCCUUUGUGGAUGACAUUAGUUUCAGUGCUUACUGGCAGGAGAUACGAGAAGCCUUGGUGAGACUGGGAGGAGCUCAUCUUAGAGCUGAAAUCGACAAUCUUGAGCACGAUUGCAUGGAUCCAGAUGUCGAGGAGCAUUAUCGUGAACUGAUGAAACAAUGGAAGAAAGACGACGACAGCAUCAAAGACAAGCUUGAAGAAAUUGAAAGUAAGAAAAAUAUUGUGUACUGCCAAUAUGGAUGAAUCAGAAGACUAGAAAAGUGUAUAUUUCCAGUAUUUAUUUCAGUUAACACGGCAGUGUAGGCUAGCUCAUGAUGUUUUAGUUUUAGUCGGAACUAGUUUCAUUUUUGCGUUGUGUGCAAAAUGAAGAACUAAUCCAAAUGUUGACACUAUGUUUUCAUUCGCAGUAUUUUUGUCUGUUCGUGGGUACUCGUGUACAACUGUUGGAGUGCGUUUUUGUAAUUUCUAAGCGUCUUAUUGAGUUUGAUCUAUUCGGAAUCGACUAGAUAUUGGUAUACCUAUCAUUGUUUUAUCUGCACCUAACGUGAAGCUGUGAUAUAAAUUUGCUUAUGAAAAUGCGCAUUUUUUUUUAAUUUUCAGAUUCGCUGGAAAACGCGAAAAGCAUUAUGGAGAGAAACUUCAGAGACACAAUUAAGAAGAUAGAGAUUGAAAUGAAAGAGGUGAAAGAAAAGCUGAGUAGUCUGACGGCCUCAGCUGAAAAAAGCGGACAAGAAGGUUAGUUGGUAGAAAGAGCUACUCACAACAAAAAAAUUAUUAAGAGCGACAAUGUUUUCUUGUGUUCAUAACGCAGCUCACGUUCAUCGCUGGAUGUCGGCCAACACAGCAUACUUUAGUUCUUUACUAGUGUAAGAACACACCCUACAUGAAGGUUCUCUGUAAUCCGUGGGAUGCCACGGAAUCUGAGAUUUUCCGCCCUGGCUUCCUCUCGGAUUUGAUAGUGUUUUAAUAGCACUCAUACAUGUGUAUAAUCGUAGGCGAGAUAGGUUAUAGUCUUAUUUUAGUAUUACCUUUCUUAUAAUGAACCUAACUUCCUAGAAGCGUUAGAUGUGACCCACAUAUUUCUCAAUGAAAUAGCCAAAUCCUUCCUCCUGGUGUAUUGUGGAUUAUUCAAUUCUGCAUGGGAAAAUAGUUAAAUGAGGAUCGUCUUGAGUAAAAUGGGUUAGAAUAAGAUGUAUGUGGAUAUUCUACAUUUACUUCGAAAAAAAGACUGUAGGCAAAACUUCCCUCUUUAUCGCAGGCGGGUCUCUAGAUUUCUACAGCUUUUUUUUUUUUUUUUGCAUGAUGAAUCACCGCGGUGUAGGGUAACUCAUGAUGUUUUCAUUUUGGACGGAACUAGUCACGUAUUUGGAACAUUAUUCUUGUGUUAUGUAUGAAAAAUGAAGAUUAACCCAAAUGGUCACACUGUGUUUUCAUUGGCAGUAUUUUUGUGUGUUGGUGGGUUCUCGUGUAAAACCACUGGAGUGCAUUUUUGUGAUUUCUAAGCGUCUUGUUGAGUUUGAUCUAUUCGGAAUUGACUAGAUAUUGAUAUACGUAUCAUUGUUUUAUCUGCGCCUAAAAGUGAAUCUGUGAUGUAAACGUGCGUAUGAAAUUCCUUUUUAUCUUUCUUACAUUUCACCUUCGCUAGGUGACCUCAGAGACACAACUGAGAAGAUAGAGAUUAAAAUGAACGAGGUUUUACAGAGGCUUAGUAGCCAGACGACCACAGUGGAAAAAAAAAACAAAUGAAGGUUGGUUGCUUGAAAGUGCUACUCACAGAUAAACUGAACUAUAAACAGGGAUUCUGUUAACUUGAGUACAUAACACAUCUUUUGAGCAUUACUACAUCGUUCGCUUAAUGUCGGCCAAUUUUACAUUUUUUUAGUUAAUGUAUUGUUGUAAGAGCACACCCUGGCUACCAAUCUACUCUGGCUUCAAAUGAAGAUACUGAGUAAUGUAUGGAAUGAGAGGGAUGGCACGGAAUCUGAGGCUAUCUCUGGGAUUGGAUAAUUUUCUGACAGUACUCGUACACAUUUAGCCGAGAAGGUUAUUGUCUUACUCUAGUUUUACUUUUGUUAAGGACAUAAUGAGAAGUGAAAGGGCAGAAAGGCGUUCUUUGGUUUUUGUUAAUUAGUUCCUACAUUGUCUCUUUUGACCGACAAGAAUCUUACUGAGACUAUCGGCUCCAAUGUUAUCAAUAUCUAUCUCCCGAGUUUCACUAUUAGAAACCGCUGAAGCCGAGCCAUAAGCUUUUUUAGAAUGUUAUUUAAAAUUUAGAAAAAAAAAGGAAGGAAGGAAAAGGAUCUUUCUAGUUAACUUUUAAUGAAUAAAGUGACUCUCACUCGGACUAAAAGUUCCAAUGUUAUUCCACGAAAAGGGUCUCUUGACGAAAUGAGAGGCGAAAAUGGCAAAGAUGGACAGCGAACUAAAAGAAGUGAAAGAAAAGCUGUCUACUUUGGCAGCCCCAGUGGGAGAAAGCAAGGGUGAAGGUUAGUUGAAUUAUACAAUAAAAGUUGUCCUGCUUAACCGCAAAUUUAGCCUUAGUAAACAUGUCCUGUAUGUAAGAGCGAGAGAGAGUGAGAGAGAUAAUCCUAUGUUAAAGAGAUUCAGCUCUUUAAUUUAAACAAUCUCUGGAAUAGUCUCUGCGGUGUACUUUCAUUCCUUCAAUUGUUUAAACGUUCACUCGUUAUUAGCCUGGAAACAUUAUAUUUUUAUUAAAAUGUAGAACGAUGUAAAAAUAACGUACAGUUUUAACGAAAAUAUUGACGUUAAGUUCGACUCGAUGUUAGAAACUAACAGAGUGGGUUCGACUGAAUUUAUAAUCUAAAUGGCUUUUGGUCAGUAAAUUAACAUGAAUCAUACAUUGAUACCUUUUCAUCGUCCAAGUAAUUUCUUUGGCAAUGGUGUCGUACUCGUUCACUUAUUUAAAUUCAGUGCCGAAUACCUAGUGGCAUUAGAUGUAAUCCGCAUAUUUCUGAAUAAAAUAACCAAACCCUUCCUGCACUCAUAUUGUGGAGUAUUCAAUUCUACAUGGGAAAAUAGCUGAAUGAGGAUCGUCUCGAGUAAAAUAGGUUAGAAUGAGAUGUAUGUGGUUAUUUUACAUUUCCUGAGGAAAGGACUGUUGGCAAAACCUCCCACUUCAUAGCAGGCGAGCCUCCGGUUUUCUGCAGCACUUUUGAUGAAACCGCGCGACAAAGAAGGCAGAAAGGCGUUGUUUGGUUUUCAUUUAUUAGUUCGUAGUCUCGCUAUAUUCCGAAAAAGCCUUGCUCAGACUACGGCUCCAAUAAUAUGAAUACUUAUCUCCCGAGUAAUUUAUUUUACAACAGAUUUUCACUGUCAGACAUCGCUAAAAACGAACAAACAGAGUAGGUUCAACUUAAUUGAAAAUCUAAAUGGCUUUUAAAUUAGUAGGCAUGAAUCAUACACUUAAACCUUUUUGCAUCGUCAAAGUAAUUUCUUUGGCAACGGUAUCGUACUCAUUCGCAUAUUUAAAUUCAGUGCCGAAUACCAGAGAUGUACCACAAUUUUCAAUGCUGCAUUCAUUAGAUUUAUUACCUAUUUUGCUACUGCUAGGUGUUUUUGAUCCAACUGAGCUUAUCAAUGGAAUUCGCCAGCUGUACAAGACUCGCGAGGGAUGGCUCUCACCAUUUCCAUGGUGUGAAGAGUUUCAGUUUUUUCUUGGCAAUAUUUUUACAAGGCUUAAAGUGGUCAGAAGAAAGAAAACGAGAGGAGAAAUCACUGACGUAUUUGUUGACAUGUCGUCAAUACUAGACCCGUAUGAAGAGUGUUCAGCGCCGAGAACAGUGUUGAUUGAAGGAGAACCUGGUAUGGGAAAAACCACCUAUUGUAAAAAGUACGUCUACGACUGGGCCACAAAACAGCAAGCACCUCAAGGCUGCGGCUCAACAGCAUUUAAAGUGGUAUUGUUGCUGAAAUGUCGAGAUAUCCACUCUGACGUUUGGGAAGCCAUUGAUGAUCAGCUGCUGCCCUAG
Molecule: messenger RNA, 4418 nt
Organism: Pocillopora meandrina
Lineage: Eukaryota; Metazoa; Cnidaria; Anthozoa; Scleractinia; Pocilloporidae
Source: the annotation of a GenBank genome assembly